This is a messenger RNA of Rhinocladiella mackenziei CBS 650.93, 864 nucleotides long. RefSeq lists its product as uncharacterized. The transcript has a single exon. Bases 1 to 864 code for a protein of 287 amino acids. Gene Ontology annotation, molecular function: oxidoreductase activity. NCBI's taxonomy places the organism in Eukaryota, Fungi, Ascomycota, Eurotiomycetes, Chaetothyriales, Herpotrichiellaceae. The record is from RefSeq and is a predicted model, not a curated record.
AUGGCUCCCACCUGGGUUAUAACAGGCUCUUCCUCGGGGAUCGGGUUGGCACUAGUCCGCUACAAUCUCGCUCAGGGACAUAAUGUGAUUGCGACUUCUCGCAAUCCUAGUAAAACUCCAGAUCUCGUUCGAGAAGUAACUUCCCACCCGAACGGACGAUGGCUCUCCUUGGACGUCACUUCGCCAAAGGUUGAAAUUGAAAGGAUCCUCCAAGAAGCGUGGAGGGAGUUUGACGGCAUCGACUUUCUGGUAAAUAAUGCCGGAUACAGCGUUCUUGGUGCAGCGGAGGACAUCCCCGAGGACCGAGCAAAAGAACAGUUCGGCGUAAACUUCUGGGGCGCGGUACGGACAACCCAAGCAAUACUGCCGCUCAUGAGGUCUCGAAAAUCAGGGACGGUCGUCAACAUCUCCAGCGUGGCUGGCGUUGACCCUCUGCCGACUUGCGCCAUCUACUCGGCUAGCAAGUUCGCCUUGGAGGCCUGGUCGGAGUCACUGUCAGAGGAAGUCAGACCCCUAGGGGUACGUGUCUUGGUCGUUGAGCCAGGCGGAUUCCGUACCAACUUUUUCAGCGAUGCAACGAUGCAGUUCGUACCACCGAGCUCUGCCUAUAGCGAAGGCCCAAGUCCUGUGUCGCGGACACUUGGCAAGUUCAAAUCGAUCAAUCCCACGACGUUUACAGACCCUAUAAAAGCCGCUCAAAGGAUAUUCGAGGUUGUGGUGGGCGUUGGCAUGGGCGAACAGCUGUCCGAUCACGUCUUGAGACUGCCAUUGGGGCCAGAUUGUUAUACCAGGGUUACAGAAAGCCACAAGAAGCGACAGAGAGAACUAGAAGACGUCAAAGCUAUCGCAUUGAGCACGAUUUGA